Pelmatolapia mariae (spotted tilapia) is the source of this 7486-nucleotide messenger RNA. RefSeq lists its product as uncharacterized. Gene Ontology annotation, molecular function: DNA helicase activity. NCBI's taxonomy places the organism in Eukaryota, Metazoa, Chordata, Actinopteri, Cichliformes, Cichlidae. The record is from RefSeq and is a predicted model, not a curated record. The transcript is spliced from 5 exons. The coding region runs from base 658 to 6195 and encodes 1845 amino acids. Gene Ontology annotation, biological process: telomere maintenance; DNA repair.
UAUGCAAAUCCUCAUAUUCAAGAGAAGAUAAAAGCCCACAAUGUGAAGAGAUACCAAAAUGAUCCUCAUUUUCAACAAAAAAAGAGAGACUACAUUAUCAGAAGAUAUACCACAGAUGCCAGCUUUCGAACCAGACAGAAACAAUAUGUGUUCCGAAGAUACAACACGGAUGCUGACUUUCAAAGCAGACAGAAGCAAUAUCUGGUCCAAAGGUACAACACGGAUGCUGACUUUCAAAGCAGACAGAAGCAAUAUCUGGUCCAAAGGUACAACACGGAUGCUGACUUUCAAAGCAGACAGAAGCAAUAUCUGGUCCAAAGGUACAACACGGAUGCUGACUUUCAAAGCAGACAGAAGCAAUAUCUGGUCCAAAGGUACAACACGGAUGCUGACUUUCAAAGCAGACAGAAGCAAUAUCUGGUCCAAAGGUACAACACGGAUGCCAGCUUUCGAACCAGACAGAAACAAUAUCUGGUCCAAAGGUACAACACGGAUGCUGACUUUCAAAGCAGACAGAAAAAAUACAUAAGAACAAAAUAUGCAUCGGAUCCAAACUACAGGCACAAACAAAAAAAAUCAAUUCAUGCCAGGUAUCAUAAUGACUCACAAUUCAGACUGCACCAUAUACAGCGCUGUGCAGAGUACCAGAGACACAAAAUGGCUACCACUGCAUCUUUCGCCAUUUAUAAAAGGUUGCGUGCACAGAGAAUAAAGAUGAAAUACAGACGACUAGUAACACAAUUCCAGCAAGGUCCACAGUCUGAAGCACAGCCCCAGCUUGAAGUGAACAGUGUGAUGCAAGCAGCCACAUUAGCUUUCCGUGAAACAAUUAAGUUAGGACCCACCCAUGUCUGUACAGUGUGCCACAGAACUCUGUUUCCUAAUCAAGUAAAACACUGCAAAAGAUCAAAGUAUGUUAAAAAUACUCACAUUGUUGACACCUGCUUGACAGGAAAAUUUGUCCAUGUUUGUGAUAGUGAAUGUACAGCUAAUUGUACCUUUCCAAAACAAAGAAUGCAAGAGUGGAUUUGCUACAACUGUGACAGCCACCUACAACGAGGAAAGAUCUCUUCCAUCGCAGUGGCAAACAAUUUAGCACUAGCACCCAUUCCAAUUGAACUGGGUCAAUUAAAUGUACUAGAACGACAACUGAUUGCUAAAAUUCUCCCGUUUGCCAAAAUCAUUGCAUUACCAAAAGGACAGCAAAGAGCCGUACAUGGGGCUGUUGUUUGUGUACCGUCGGACGUGGAAACCACAGUAAACUGUCUUCCCAGACCUAGCAAUGAAGCCCAGCUCCUGCAGGUACAACUGAAAAGACACAUCAGAUUCAAAGGAUACCAACACUUCUACACUGUGAACAUGAAGAAUGUGUUAGCAGGCUUAUCAAAGCUAAAAGAGAUGCAUUCAGAAUACAAAGAUGUGUCUAUUGAUGAUGACGCAACUUUUGCUGAUCCCACAAAUAAUCAGAUAAUCGAGACGGAACAUAACACUGCUCAUGCAGAUAUUCAAGAUGCACUGCCCAGAAACUUCGACAACCAAAUUGUACCAGAAAGAAGAACCACUGAGGAUACAACAGCUGGAAUACUUGAGCCAUGUCAUGAUGUAAACGAACUAUUGGAGCCUGAACAGUCAAAUGGAGAGCCCUUACAAGAUACGGAGAAAGAAAAGGAAGAACUUCGCCCUGGUCUUGUUCUAGACACCUGUAUGCAACCACCAGAUAUAGCACAGGACAUUUUAUCAUAUGGUGAAGGAAUAUUUAGCAUUGCACCCGCCCAAGGAAAUAGACCUGUUGGCUUCUUCUCUAUUCCUAAACUUGAAGCCAUGGCCUUUCCUGUGCAGUUCCCAACUGGACAGAACACAUUAGAUGAAGCCAGACAAGUCAAAUUGUCCCCAAGCAUGUAUUUUAAUACACGGCUGUUCUCUGCAGAUACACGCUUUGCAACUGACCAAAGCUACCUAUUCUUUGCACAGUUUGUAACAGAAACACACAUGGCUACAAACAGCAUGUCCAUCCAAUUGCGCAAAGGUAAGGCAAUCACAAAGGAUGGCCGUAGAAUUUGUAACAGAAUGCUUCAAAAUAAAGACGAAGUGGAGAGACUGAUAAAUAACAAAGAUGCAACACGCUUCAUGAAACCUCUGAGAGGUACUCCAGCCUAUUGGGAAAAGGCACUGAAAGAUCUGCAUGCUAUGGUCAGACAGUUAGGAAAGCCAACUUUUUUCCUGACAUUUUCAGCUGCUGAAAUGAGAUGGCCUGAAGUUGUUGAGGUCAUAAAAACUCAACAAGGUGAACAAGUGGAUUUUUCACAACUUGACUGGAACACAAAGUGUGAAAUUCUCCGAAGCAACCCUGUGACUGUGAUGCGAUUGUUUGAAAAAAGAGUCGAUGCACUAAUGACAACACUGAUCCUGUCCCCGGCACAGCCCAUCGGUGAAGUAGAAGAUUACUUUUAUCGAGUGGAGUUUCAGGCCAGAGGUAGCCCUCAUAUCCAUUUACUGGUUUGGGUCAAAGAUGCACCUAAAUUUGGAAGCGACCUUGAAGACCACGUGUACAAAUUUAUUGACAAGUACAUAACAUGUAAGAUGCCUGACCAAAAAGCCGAUCCUGAACUUCACAAAAUUGUGUCUGAGGUUCAAGUCCACAGCAGAAAUCACUCCAGAUCCUGUAAAAAAGGUAAUGUGUCAUGUAGGUUUGGGUUCCCCAAACUACCCGUAGACCACACAAUGAUCACUUUCCCAAGCCCAGAUGAUGACGACGAUCACAAUGAUAAGCGGCAUAGCACAAGUAAGGAGAAAGGCACAAAUGAAAAACAAAAGCAAAAAAACAGACGAAUGGCUCUCGCAAAAAAACAGAAAGAGGCCAAAGAAAAACUCCAGCCAUUGAGAGAUUUGCUCUGUGACCCAAGUUCCUCGUUUGAAGACUUGUCUGAGCUGCUUCACAAAUGCAAAUUAACUUAUGAACAAUACUUGGAUUGUGUCUUCAAUUUAAGCAAUGGCCAUGUCAUCCUCUUAAAGCGUGAACCUAAUGACUGCUGGGUGAAUGCAUACAAUGCAGAUCUGCUGAGGGCCUGGAAUGCCAACAUGGACAUCCAAUAUGUCAUUGAUGACUACAGCUGCCUGAUGUACAUGAUGUCUUACGUCUCUAAACCUGAAUUUGAGAUGACACAAUUUCUUAAUGGAGUCAUCCAGGAGGUAAAAAAGUCCAAUGUCAAUGAAAGAGAUGAAAUGAAACAGAUAAUGCAGGCAUAUGCUAAACACAGAGAAGUCAGUGCCCAGGAAUCCGUGGCAAGGACGUGCAGCCUGCCACUAAAAAAGUGUUCACGCAGUGUGGUGUUCAUACAGACUGAUGAUGAUGCCCUGAAAAUGAGUCUCCCGAUGAGCAGGUUGCAAAGCAUGGCACCAGAUGAUGAAAAUGUGUGGAUGUCUGGAUUGCCAGAAAAAUAUGCAAACAGACCCAGAACACCUGAGUUCGAAAGAAUGUGUUUGGCUGAAUUUGCUUCAGAGUACAGGAUUCUCUACAGCCGUCAAAGAGAGUCAAAAAAUGCCAUCCUUCUUUUGAAUAACAUGGGCUAUAUUCAAAAGAGAACAAGAGGGAAACCUGCAAUAAUCAGAUAUCCUCGCUUCUCAGAAAAGAAACAACCAGAAAAGUUUUAUAGCAGACUACUAAAACUUUAUUUUCCACAUCGAUCAAAUGAUGACCUUAAAAACACAGAACACGCCACACCCGAACAGUUCUACAAAAGUGGACGAAAACAUGGUUUUGCAGUACGGCCAAUUGUUACCUUUAACAAAAAGCGUUAUGAAAGCCAUGGCAAAACAAUGGAAAGGGCACUGGAACAGAUUGAGCAACAAGGCCCACUUAUCAAUGCAUGGAACACCUUUGCACCUGAGGUUGAAGUCGAUCGUUUAGAGUGUGUGGCCCAACGACAAUCCAGACAUGACACUGACGAAAAUGAAAUGGACAUUGUUCCAGACUACCAAGUCAGUGGUAGCAGCAGUGGAGCCAUGCCAGCAAUCAUAGCACCAAAGCUGAGCCCAGACUUUGUCAGAAAAAUGUACCAAAGUCUGAAUGAAACCCAAGCAUCCAUAUUCUACGCAGUGCGUGAGUGGUGUUUCAAACUUGUGUGGGGUCACUGUCCUGAGCAGUUCUUUUAUUUUGUCUCUGGAGGAGCUGGCUGUGGAAAAUCACAUGUUAUCAAGUGCAUAUAUGAGGAGGCAACAAAGAUUUUGCACCAACUCCCCAGAUUCCGUGACCAAGCAGACAUGUCCUACCCUGCAGUACUGCUGACUGCAUUUACUGGCACUGCAGCUUUUAACAUAUCCGGGAAAACACUGCACUCUCUGCUAAAACUGCCAAAAUCUUUAAAACCGCCGUAUCAGGGACUGGGGAAUGCACUGGAUGAAGUGAGAGCUUCACUUUCAAAUGCAGAGAUUCUGGUCAUUGAUGAGAUAUCUAUGGUUUCUAAAGACCUUUUUGCCUACAUCCACUGGAGACUUCAGCAGAUCAAAGGAAACAAGAAGCCUUUUGGUGGGAUGUCUAUCCUUGCAGUAGGAGACUUUUACCAGCUGCCACCCCUUGGAAAGGCCAAACCACUCUGUGUGUACGAGGACAAUGUCCUUGAUCUCUGGAAAGACUAUUUCCACAUGGUCAACCUGACAGAAAUCAUGCGACAGAAAGAUGAUCAUUCUUUUGCUGAAGUUCUGAACAGGAUAAGAGUGAAGCAAAAAACAGAUUCUCUUGAAGCCAAUGAUAAAGCCUUGCUCACACAGGCUAUCCAUGACAUAAAAGACUGUCCAUCUAAUGUAUUACACAUUUAUGCUACAAACAAGGAGGUCGACAAACACAAUUCAGCAACUGUAACUGCUCUUCAUUCUGAUAUCAUAAAUAUUCAGGCCGAAGACUACAGAAAAGACCCACGAACGGGUGAGAUGGUCCUCCUGGCAGAUAUGAUGAAAGGCAACAAAAGAGAUUUACCUGAUAACAUACAAACUGCGCCUGGAGUGCGUGUUAUGAUUAUUAGAAACUUGGAUGUUGAAGAUGGUGUUGUUAAUGGGACAUUUGGAACAAUCACGAACAUUGUGACAACCACACAGGAUGGACCAAAAACUGUGAAUCUCAUUGGACUUACGCUGGACAAUCAAAAUUCUGGGCAAAAAUUUCGCAGAAAAAUACAAGGAUCCACAGACAACCUCGUAUAUAUUGAGAAAUGUGAAGAAUCUACAAGUAAAAAAGGAGUUCUUCGCAGGCAAUUUCCAAUGAAGUUGGCCUUUGCAUGUACAGCUCACAAAGUACAAGGCAUGACAAUGGAGUCAGCAGUAGUAUGUUUGAAGCGUGUUUUUGAGCCUGGAAUGGCCUAUGUUGCACUCAGCCGCACAACCUCACUUAAAGGACUGUACAUCACAGACUUUGAUGAAAGGAAAAUCUAUGCUGAUCCUGCCAUCACAGAUGCACUCAAAAAUAUGAGACAUGCAUCAUUUGAGAAUGCAAGACCACUGUUGCAAUUCUUAAAAUCAGUUGUUCCCACAGUUCCCACGUUGACAAUUAUCCAUCACAAUGCACAAGGUCUCCCAACUCACAUGGAGGACAUGAGAUGCCACCAUGAACUCAGCCUUGCUGAUGUUUUAUGCAUAACAGAAACUCACUUGUCUGGAUCAUCAGUUUCUCCCCGUUUCCAGCUGGAACAGUACAACAUGGCCACACGCAACAGACACGUCUCUUACACAAACCAUACAGACAUGGCAAAGGUAAAUGGCGGUGGAGUUGCAAUGUACUACAAAACAGUUCUUAUUGCAGAGUCUCGAAAAUACCUGCAAAAUGUGACUGACCUUGAAUUUGUUGUUAUCAAGGUUGAAUCGCCAGUCACAGCUUUGAUAGCAACUGUAUACAGGCCACCAAAUUACAGCCACAUGAGGUUUUUACCACAAAUGCAGUAUCUUUUGGACUCAUUGGAAAUGAUGAAUUGCCAGCCAAUUAUUGUUUGUGGAGAUUUCAAUGAGGACCUUAUGAGCACAGGAAAAAAACCCAUCCAAGAACUGUUUCAGUCAAGAGGAUAUGCACAACUUAUUACUGCUGCAACUACCGAAAAACACACAUUGAUUGAUCACCUUUACAUAUCACAGCCAUACGCCUGCCUCCAAUCAGGUGUUCUGAAUACAUAUCACAGUUAUCACAACCCCAUUUAUUGUGUAAUUCACUAACACAAAAUGACUGCAAGGUUGUGAGGGAUAUGGACUUACCAAGUGAUCUUAGUGUCUUUGCAACUGAGCACACUCUACCAGCAACACUGACAGCUCACCAGUGGGAGCUGAUACAUAAGACUGCUCUCAUCCAUUGAAGAGCUGACCAGAAACGUGAACAGAGAGACUGCAACUGCACCUGAUGGGAUCCCUGCCAUAACAGAUGUGUUCUGUCCAGUGAAGGCAGUGGAGAAGCCCUACACUGAUCUUGAAACUGUGCCACGCUAGUAGAGACCGGCUACAAGGAUGGGCAGCUGUUUUCGUAAAGUCAGCCAACCACUUGCUUCCAAAUGACCCUUAUCCAGAAGUAUCCGUGAGUGCCUCAUCAACACAAACUAAAGUGGAGACCUACCUCUCAGAGAAAAACGCACACAUAAGAAAAGCUGACCCACUUCAGUACUGGGAAGAACAUCCUAAUCUGUUUCCCUCUAUGGCUGCUGUUGCGAUCCCAGUGUGCCCCCUGUAGCUCUGUGGACAGUUUUGGAUUGGUUUACAUCUCACCCAACCGCUCACAGCAGAUGGCUGCACCUCUCUAAGCCUGGUUCUGCUGGAGGUUUCUUCCUGUUAAAAGGGAGUUUUUCUGAACACACUCUACCACCAACAAGGACAGCUCACCAGUGGGAACUGAUAGAUAAGACUGCUGAUGUGCUCUCAUCCAUUGAAGAGCUGACCAGAAACGUGAACAGAAAGACUGCAACUGCACCUGAUGGGAUCCCUGCCAUAACAGAUGUGUUCUGUCCAGUGAAGGCAGUGGAGAAGCCCUACACUGAUCUUGAAACUGUGCCACGCUAGUAGAGACCGGCUACAAGGAUGGGCAGCUGUUUUCGCAAAGUCAGCCAACCACUUGCUUCCAAAUGACCCUUAUCCAGAAGUAUCCGUGAGUGCCUAAUCAACACAAACUAAAGUGGCGACCUACCUCUCAGAGAAAAACGCACACAUAAGAAAAGCUGACCCACUUCAGUACUGGGAAGAACAUCCUAAUCUGUUUCCCUCUAUGGCUGCUGUUGCGAUCCCAGUGUGCCCCCUGUAGCUCUGUGGACAGUUUUGGAUUUGUUUACAUCUCACCCCAACCGGUCGCGGCAGAUGGCCGCCCCUCCCUGAGCCUGGUUCUGCCGGAGGUUUCUUCCUGUCAAAAGGGAGUUUUUCCUUCCCACUGUCGCCAAAGUGCUUGCUCAUAGGGGGUCAUAUGAUUGUUGGGUUUAUCUAUAUACAUUAAUGCUUGUAUGCUUUUCAUUUACACUUUUGCCUUACU